AUGGACAAUUCUACGCGGGAGGGGGCCAGCACAUCAUCCCUUCAGGCCGGGCCUUCCGGGCGGCCCCCACUUGGGAGGGAUCAGCAGGCACAGGCCCUUCCGCCAUUAAAAACUUCGGCAAACGAGGUCACAGUGAUCGCGGCACCGUCAGACAACCCAUAUGUGACAGCACUGGCGUCCGAGGCGAAUCGCAUAGCCAAGGGUAUAUGGACCCUUUCGACUUGGGAACAAAGGGCGUCCAUCAUGCGAAGAUUCUGCGACUUCGCGAAAAGGAACGAUCUAGAGGUUCGGAGGGGAAAUUUUCCUUUUUUUAUAGUAAGUCUACAACUCACCAAGAGCAGCGCGGUGCAAUACACAAGAACUUUGUUGACCUUACUGGCCUCAGGGGGAUCGCCAGCACAGAUGUUUUUGGCCGGUCUUCAAAGGAAGGCGGCCACAAACCCCAUAAAACAGGCUCGCCCCAUGGAGAGGUGGGGAUCGGAUCUCAUCAGCGAUAUUUCAACCUUAAAAAACAAUCGUGUAGCCUGA
This is a messenger RNA of Trypanosoma grayi, 528 nucleotides long. RefSeq lists its product as hypothetical. The transcript has a single exon. The record is from RefSeq and is a predicted model, not a curated record. Lineage: Eukaryota; Euglenozoa; Kinetoplastea; Trypanosomatida; Trypanosomatidae. Bases 1 to 528 code for a protein of 175 amino acids.